AUGGCCGGCAAAGGCCCACAUUGUUCAUUCGUUCUUCUCGCCGAGUUUGACAUUGAUAGUGGUGCCCAACUCACAUACCAGUUUCCUCAGCCGCUGGGAACAGACGAGGGUUUACUUGCAAAUCUUAUGCUUCCAGAUGGGGCGGAGAGGCACCUUGAAGAUUGGACCAUCUUCUUCCUCAAUCAGACGCCGUUCAAUACCAUUGCACCAUCAAACGGAGAGGACGGAAGCCCGGAACUGCUAUAUGUCCUCAACCUGGUGCGGACGAAGCAUGACAAGUCAGUUCGGAGAGGUGCCGUAGUGAAAGCGAUGGCUAUUUGCACACGACAUCCAUUUAUCCAAAUCUUUAAGCCCGUUCUCCUCCUCGCACUUGACGACUAUUUUGCAAACCCGUCCCAAGAAUGUCUUGCGCGUCUAUUUGAUGCGAUUAACUCGAUGAACAUCAGUGCUGCGCCAACACUUACACGAUGUGAAAAACUAAUUAUGCGCGCCUCGAAGCGCAAAGACAUCUUUGCGGAGAAGUUAUCCACUCAUAUACCCCCGCUUCCUCUCAAAGCUGCACACAAGACGACAGGCUCGAAUGGUUCACAUUCAUCUGAAGACGGGCUGCCUCUUGAUCCUAACCCUACCCGCCCAUCCUCUCCGUCGGACAGCUCAUUCAGCCUUGGUGGGAGUGCGGUAUGGGUGAAUGAUGACAGUGUCCUAAUUGAUGGUCAAGUAGGUGUUGCAAUAGUGAGCGGCAGCAGUGUUCUUACUAGCCGCGGGCGGCGUAGCACUGAUACAAGCUCGAACUCGAGCCACGCCUACAGCGGUGGCGCAAUACCCACAUCAUCCGACCCACAUUUGCGGUCGGGGAUAUCCAAAGAUACCCAUUUCUUUCAGACAAGCAUUGCAUACAAAGGACAUACCCUGCCAAUCAAAUUGCCUCUGGCCACCUUUCCUGAGGAAGUCGGAGAGUAUUCCCUAAUACAACUAAUACAAACGUUUUCUGCACCUCUCAUCACGAUCUCCGGCCCACUACACCCACAUCUACACACGAACGGAAUUCUCACCCACCCAAUAAUAAUUCUCUUUAAUGCGCUUGUUACUGGCAAACGCAUCCUCUUCCUUGGACAUAAUAUUCCUGCUGGACAAGUCGCCAAUUACGUCCUGUCUGCUUGCGCCCUGGGUUCUGGAUGUGGUGCGGUACUACGAGGAUUCAUUGAGCGAUCAUUUCCUUACGCAGGACUUGCGGGCGGCGAGGACUGGGUUACAAUGCCGGCAUACAUAGCAGGCGUAACUAAUCCUAUCUUCGAAACCAGUGGAUCCUGGGAUCUCUUGAUGGACAUCGGUACAGGUCGUGUUGUCGUGCACAAGGACAUACAUACAUCUUUCCCGGCUACGAUGGCACCACCUGCACUUGUCAACCUAACGAUGCCACGUCCAAUAAAGGCGGAAAACUCGACCGGGAGCGAGGACGACAUCCAGCGUAUCGCAACUCGAGACGGGAAGGACGGGAACCAGAAGAGCGAGUUCGCGGCGAAGCAAGACAACUUGGAUAACAUGUUCAUCGAGGAUCUGAUUUCAGCAAUCACCUCCCACUUCGGGGAGACGCUGGUGCGGAUGCGAUUCACGGAGUACGUCGCGCGCUUCGUUAGGCUGGCAUCGCGGUACGAGGAGCUCGCUAUGGGAUCUACAAAGCUUGGAUAUGGUAGCGCACCAUUUUCGGACGGGUCCCUAGGCAGCGGUAUCGUGUUUCCAGACGAGGGAGCUGCAUUUAAGGAGCUUACUGCGAACGCAAGUCGGAUUGAGGGUUGGCGAAGGAACAAGUCCUAUCAAUACUGCGUCCAGGAUUUCAAAAAACUUCGAGCAUCCGCUGCUAUCCAGGGAUUCGACGUAUCACAUCAACUUUUAAGAUUGCGGCUGGUGAAGAACUUACCGGACGCGGAAGUCGAGGUCAUCGUGCGUUCAAUAGCAGACAACUUGCGGACAUACGAACAAAUAGUCGAGCUGCUCACUUUUAUGCCACCACAUUCCGGAGGGUUACAGCCUCUGAGUUUUUGCCUAUUUCACCACCAAGAAUCUAUUCGGGAAGCCACUGUUGAUAUCUUCAACGAGCUGCGUCAGAACCCCGUUGGGGUGAUUUUUCUGCAAUCUCUGAAUCACUUCCAGAGGUAUGCCUAUGUUCGGCAGGCGCACGCUCGUGAAUCACGCACAAAGGAUGUGAGCCAUGGUCUGGCCCCACCACCUCACUUGGUAUCACGGACGCCGUCCAACCGCAGUGAAGUCAGUCUAGGGGGGAUGUGA
Molecule: messenger RNA, 2286 nt
Organism: Suillus subalutaceus
Lineage: Eukaryota; Fungi; Basidiomycota; Agaricomycetes; Boletales; Suillaceae
Product: docking domain of Afi1 for Arf3 in vesicle trafficking-domain-containing protein
Exons: 13
Coding region: 1-2286 (761 amino acids)
Biological process (GO): actin cortical patch localization
Cellular component (GO): plasma membrane
Source: RefSeq, a predicted model, not a curated record